AUGUUUGAAAUAGUUUAAUCAUAAUAAUAAUAAGAAUCUAAAAUAACUUUAAAUGAAAUAUGUUUACUUUAGGGAAUCAUCAGAAAUAUAUUACUACUCUCAAUUUUUUCAUUUAAAUUACUUAAAUAUUUGAUACUUUUAUGUCUGGGUUUGAGGACACAAAUAUUAUAAUAUGAUCACCCAAAAUUCCUAAAACAAUCAAGUAUAAAGAAUGGACGCCUAAAUAUUUAAAGUCACAUUCAUAACAUAUACGAUGUUUAAUUAUCCAUCCAAGUGAAAAACUAAUUAUUAGCGAUUCAAAGGAUUGGACAAUUAAAUAUUGAACUCUUCCUAAAUUAUAAGAGACUACAUAAAAUUAUUGGGUUUGUUCUUAGACUAUAAAUUAACAUUAAUCAUAAGUAUUUGGAUUAUUAAUUAACUAAAAGGGAGAUGGAAUAAUCUCUUGAAGUGAUGAUAUGGAAUCUAGGUGCUGAUUAGAGAUGGUUUAUGCUAAGGAGAAAUAUAUGAUAAAGAAAAAUA
Molecule: messenger RNA, 519 nt
Organism: Paramecium sonneborni
Lineage: Eukaryota; Ciliophora; Oligohymenophorea; Peniculida; Parameciidae
Source: the annotation of a GenBank genome assembly